AAGUUACUGAAUUGAAGCCCCGGCGUGGGGAAAGAAACCAAUUGGGGCUUCGGCGGUCACGGGAAAAUGCCGCUGAUUUGGACGGAUUGGAUUUAUCCAACGCUUCCUUUAUUCCCUUUCUCAGUCUUACCAUACAUUCCCUUCCUUUACAUCUUUAUCGCCAGUAAACUUCUUGACUGAUUUGAUGUGCAGAGCUUAAAUUCAGCCUUUCCUUCGUAUAUGAGCGUCCUGGCGAUGCGACCGACAGUGCAUUGUUGACAUUGAUCUUUUUUACUUUCCCACCUCCGCCCCCCCCCCCUUGUCACCUUCCGCACCCUUGCAGCUUCCAUCUCAACCGCUGAAAUCCUCCUCCAUAUUAACUCGUGCAACCUGUCAUUCUUUUCUCCUUUGAAUACUCUCUUCUUCCUCUUUUGUUUGCCCCCUUUCUCCCCCAUCAUCUAGCUGUGUAUGAAUCAUGCCGUCCAUUCCACCAUCUCCCCUGAGGCUGUCUCACCGCCAUAAUCAGAGUCAAUCCAGCAUCGACUUUGAUCUCAUCUCUCCGGGCACUUAUGCUCCAAAUGGAUUCUCUCAAAGUCCUCCAAGGUCGCCUCAAUCCCCUCGCUUUUCAGGCCCUUCGUCUCCGGCCCGUAGACACCAUGCGCAAAGCCUAAACGGAUCUCUCAGGAUGUCGGGUGACUUUGGAGGUGCUGCGGAUAUGGGCGGGGGUGGUUUGGGAAACCUUGCAGACGAGCUAGCUGAUGCCUGGGAGCAGGAAGAGGGUGGCUAUGGGUAUGCGUCUGGGCAGGAGAUCGAACAUAUCCCCGUGGGUUCACAACCUAUGGACCGCAGCGACUCCGAGGAUGGCUAUCACAUGGGUACGAGGACCCCUUCGUCGGGGUAUUCGUCCGAGCGUGCUUCCCUACACCCUCCAAGGCCCAAGACCCGUAAUGGUGGCCAUCGACAUCGCCGACACGAAUCGCAGUAUGACGGUUCGGACUACGGCAAUGACUCGGACCUGGAGGAGGCUGCGGACAUAUCGCCAAGUCUGGAGAUGCAGAUGGCGGAGAUCGAAAGCUUAGCUCGGCGGGGUAUUGAAAACAAUGGGAGCGAGAACGAUCAUGUCAUUGCUCGGGUGGUUGAGGCACUCCGGGAUCUUGGUGGUCAAAGUGGCAUCGAGAACAAUGCCAUGAGACUUAUCACAGCACACUCUUCCAUUACUUCACAUCUCACCCACCAAACUCGGACUCUACAAACACUCACCCACCCUCUCCUUUUCUCCCCUUUCCCCCUCCUUUCCACAGAUGCCAUAGAUUCCCUGGUCCCUCUAAUCGACGACGAGCUCUUACCCAACCUUCCUUAUCCUUUGCCGGGACAGUCCCGUCAUUCUUCAAGACCCGCAACACCCUCUCACUCUGCCCUGGACCCGCUCUUUUCUCUCCAAUCACUCGUAUCCCAAACGUCCGAAAUCACGCUCUCUUUACAAAGCUUGAGCGAUACGCUUUACGAAUCACGUCAGCUGACAGCCACUGCCUCCCGAAGACUGCGAUCUGCGCGCGAACUGGUUGCCGAACUUCGCCGUGAAGAAGAAGGUCGUGAAGAGGGCACCCGGUGGAUUGAAAAAGGCGAUUGGGAUCGCCGUCUGCGAGACCGGGAAGCCGGACGCGUCUGCGGAGACGUCGUCAGCGGCUUCGAAGCCGUGUGCGGGGAGUGGAGAGAAAGACUCUUUGGGGCUGCUGGCGCAGAAGCCGCCGCUGCCGUCGCUUGAACCAACUCAUGACUUGUUCGUCGUCCUUUCUCCCCUUCGACAAAAGGGAAUUUCUACCACAGUUGAAAAACCUCACGAUAAAAACUCUUCGCCACAUGAAUUAUCUGCGAGAUAGUAGAGGCUGCGACAUACCCCCUUUUUACUUUUCACUUUCCCUUUUCUAAGUAUAUAGAUCUUCAUUCCCGUCGUGCACUUAUUUUCUUUGUUUUGACCUAUAUUCUCAAUGCCUAAAUCCAGUGUGAGACAUACAUACAUACACACAACCUUAUCUAUCUCAUUUAUUCGGAUCACUUAACAACCACCCUCUCCAACCUCAUUAGAUCCGCCUUCCUUAUUUAUCCUAUCUUCUUUGUCCUUUCUCUUCGCAGGUCGAGAUAUACUCUUGCACGGCUUUUGCCAUUUUCUUGCUUCUUGUUAAUUUCUUUGAUUUGUACAGUACGGAGUUCAAAAGGUGUGAAUCAGAUAAAAUAAGAAUGCCAUGAAGUUACACAACUAUUAACAAUCAG
Aspergillus alliaceus is the source of this 2250-nucleotide messenger RNA. RefSeq lists its product as uncharacterized. The coding region runs from base 455 to 1744 and encodes 429 amino acids. The record is from RefSeq and is a predicted model, not a curated record. NCBI's taxonomy places the organism in Eukaryota, Fungi, Ascomycota, Eurotiomycetes, Eurotiales, Aspergillaceae. The transcript is spliced from 2 exons.